AUGCAGACGUUCGCGGACGUGGCGCGCGAGUGCCUGGAGCAGCGCGACGACGCGUGGCGGCGCCUGCGCCAGGCCGAGACGGAGUGGAAGCAGCAGGCGCGCGACUUCGAGGAGGAGCGGGCGUUCGCGCGCGACGAGACGGGCCGCCAGGCCGCCAACAACGCCGAGCUCACCGCCAAGCUCAACGGGCUGGCCGGCCAGCUGCGCGAGCGCGACAUGCAGGUGGCGAUGUUCGCGGAGGAGGUGCGGCAGUGCCGCUGCGAGUGGGACAACGCGCUCAAGCAGAUGCGCAGCCGCGAGUCGGAGCUGCAGGAGCGCGCGCAGCUGCUGUGCUCGGAGCGCGACCACCUGGCGCUCGAGGCGCAGGGCCGCGCGGGCCGCUGCGCCGCGCUCGAGUCGGAGCUCUCCGCGCUCAAGGAGGCCCUCUCGCGCUCACAGGUAUUGCGACUGCCUGUACUCAAUUCUGCGCCCAGCUGUUGGCGCGAGCAGGACACGAAGAUCCGCUCGCUCAUCGACCUGGCCGCCAAGUACCGCGACCAGCGCGACGAGACGUGUAAAAAUGACGUGGAGGACCUGAAGCGGCGCCAGGAGACGGAGCUGCUGCUGAAGAAGGCGCGCAUCGAUGAGCUGGAGGACGAGGUGCGCGCCUGCCGCGCCACCAUCGCCUCCCUCAACCACGACCUGGACGCGCUGCGCCAGAAGAACAAGGACUACGAGGCGGAGGUGGCGCUGCUGCGCGCGGAGGCGGAGCGCGCGCGGCAGGCGGGCGCGGCGGGCACCUCGGAGAAGGACGCGCGCAUCGCGCAGCUGCACCAGGAGGUGCGCCACUGCCGCGCCAAGAUCAAGGCGGCGGCGCAGCGCAGCGCGCAGCUGGACGAGCGCUCGCGCCAGACGGAGCAGGCGCUCUCCACGGAGCGCGCCGAGCGCGACCGCCGCGAGCAGGACGUGCGCGCGCUGCUCGAGGUGGCCGAGGUGGGGGCGUUCGCGGUGGAGAUGCUGCGCUUCCGCAGCGAGUGGGCGGAGCUGAUGCGCGUCGCCAUGGAGCGCGGCGCCAUGCUGGCCGACCUCGCCGACCAGCUCAAGGGGCUCGGCGUGCAGCCCGCCGCCUGUGAGCACUUUGCC
Molecule: messenger RNA, 1122 nt
Organism: Gryllus bimaculatus (two-spotted cricket)
Lineage: Eukaryota; Metazoa; Arthropoda; Insecta; Orthoptera; Gryllidae
Source: the annotation of a GenBank genome assembly